Messenger RNA from Procambarus clarkii (red swamp crayfish), 2845 nucleotides. The record is from RefSeq and is a predicted model, not a curated record. Lineage: Eukaryota; Metazoa; Arthropoda; Malacostraca; Decapoda; Cambaridae.
GUCCUGGUGAGGAGGGCGGCCGGGGCUGCUACUGGAGUGUCGAGGGCGGCUGGACACCCAACGCGGGCGGUGGGCGUGGCUUGGUGCGGGCGUGGCGGAGGGGCGUGGGCGUGUGUCUCCUGCUGGUGGCCGCCUCCUUCUCCUUCUUCCUAGCGACGUCUCCCCGGAGGGCCGGCUUCUACACUCGCGUCCUCCUCUCAUUUCACCAUGCCCCGGAGUACAUCAUGGACAUUAUCGUGCCUUCUACCAACCCCUCGCCUCCACCGCCUCCAGGAGCACGGGAGGGGCAGGGUGGAGGGGCAGCGAGCACCUCCCCGGCAGGAGGGGAGCAGCAGCAGCAGGAGGAGCAGCAGGGGUUCCUGGUUCAUACCCCUGGAUGUAUCAUACCUGACUUCGACCCCUUCCACCACACUAUUACGAGGUUUAUCUCCAACCCUAUCAUGCUCACGUGUAAGGUUCCGCCAGCGCUGACAUCAGCGGAGGGGACGACCUUGUACUACCACGAGGAGGUCCUGAGAGACAACCUCCACCACUACCUCACAGUGUACGAGGAGACGCGCCUCUCCUCCCGCACAACCACCCCCGCGCCAACCUCAUCCUCCACACCCAACAUAUCAACCUUACCAAAUCACACGAAAGACUCCGGAGCGUCGCCCACGUCCCCCUGGGGCUCACGACCGGCCCCCACCACCGGACAAAGGGAGGACUCGGACUUGUACCUGAAGAGCAACGGCAGCAGUCCAGAGUACCGGAGGUCACCGCCCCGGGCUGAGGUGCGGUGUUGUUACCGGGCUAUUUACCGGGUGGAGCAGCGGCCGCUGAUGUAUACGACAGCUGCUGACAGCCGCUGGAGGUACAGUGAAUGGUGCGAGCCUGUGGUGGGGGCAGAGACUACCGUGAAGGAAGAGGCUGUCCUCGUCUGCUGCAACAUAAGUCAAGUCGUCGUUUACAAAAAUGUUCACUAUUUCAUCCAGCGGGACAAGCCCCAACCACCUCCAGCGGGAUUAAAUUAUUCCGUUGUGGCUGACGUGGAAAGUACCAACACAAGUUACGUCUCAGAUGGUGGUGGAACACAGAGUCAGGAAGACCCGCCUCCGGAACAACUGGAGCGAGAGGACGUCGAGAAGUUGAGCGUGAUCAUCUUCGGAACGGACUCAGCCUCGCGUCUCAACAUGCGUCGGCACCUACCUAAGACGUACCGCUACCUGACGGAGGAGCUGGGUGCCGUGGACCUGGCAGGCUUCAACAAGGUCGGGGACAACACCUUCCCUAACCUGAUUCCUGUACUGAGUGGCCUGAGCACCUACGAACUGGCCAACCACUCCUGUGUUCCCAAGAGAGAGAAGUUCGAUGAUUGCCACUGGAUCUGGAAGGACUUCAAGAAAAAUGGCUACGUCACAGCGUACAUGGAGGACUCUCCGUGGAUGGGAAUGUUUAACUACCUUCACAACGGGUUUGUCACUCAGCCCACAGACUACUACGGGAGGCCGUUCUUCAUGGCCUCUGAGAAGGAGAUCGGGGGAGCCAAGCACGGCAACUCUAACGUCUGUCAAGGGCCCAAGUUCAGCAUUCAGGUCAUACAGGACUACUCCGUAGAAGUGGCGCGAACCUUCUUAGACACGCCGACCUUCGGUCUGUACUGGUCAGCAAGCCUUAGUCACGACUACAUGAACAUGCUCCGCCACGCUGACCUGCCGCACCUCAGCUACCUGCGGCGUCUGCACGACCUCGGGGCUCUCAAUCACACCGCUCUCUUCUUCGUCAGCGACCACGGCAUGAGGUGGGGCUCAAUCAGGUCCACCUACGUCGGCAUGUUGGAGGAGAGGCUGCCUUACGUCAUUAUAUACCUGCCUCCCUGGUUCAGAGUCAGGUACCGACGGGCCUUCAGGAACCUGCAGACCAACGCAAGACGGCUCACAGCCAACUAUGAUCUUUAUCAAACUCUUCGAGACCUCGCUUACGGCCGCUUCUCUGAUCUCCGCCACGUUACUACCAAACCCGGGCCAGGCGCUCGAGGAAUUAGCGUCUUCAAGGAGAUCCCUCGGGAGAGGACGUGUGAGGAUGCUGGAAUCCCUGAACACUUCUGCACAUGUCAGGAGACCAAGGAGGUCCCCCUCGACGACCCCGUCCUCCGCCUGGCUGCUGACUUCCUCAAGGAGUCCCUCAACCACGACCUCGACCCCUUCCCCGAGUGUGUCCAGUUCUCCAAGAUCAGUGUGGUAACUGGGCGUGUAUCUGGCUCGAACAAGGAGCUGGCUCCGCAGGACUCCACCAGCGAUGUCAGGAGCUACUUGCUGCAAGCUGCCCUCUCUCCUGGUGGUGUUAUGGUCGAAGCCACACUCAGAUACAACCCACAACCCCAGCUCUUCCAGGUGACCGGCGAGGUGUCCAGGAUCAACAAAUAUGGAACCACUAGCAGCUGUAUUCGCCACGACGUGCUUAGGAAGUUGUGCUUCUGUAAGGCCCAGCUCCCCACACCCGCCUCUGGCUGAAGCUCGCCUCAAACUCUUCCACACCAACUACAACAGUUAGAGAUGUCAACAACAGCUUAAGCUGGGAAUGUCAACAAAGACUUUACUUGCCAUCACAAACAAAACAAUAAAGUGCCAAAAAACUGGGUUUAAUUGCCAAACUUUAUCUAGUCUUAACAUUAUUUUGUAAUUAUAAAUAAGGGUAAAUUUUGUAUUUCCGUGAGAUUGUGUGUAUGUUUAAAAUGUCAUGUUUGCCUCAAUGUUUUUGUACAGCUGUGAGUCAGAAUUACAGUAAAACACUACAAGAAGUUGUUUGUUAAUCCCGUGAACUGUAAUUUAGCUUUAAGAGCUUGUAAUAUGUGUGUGGUGUUGUG